Emiliania huxleyi CCMP1516 is the source of this 243-nucleotide messenger RNA. RefSeq lists its product as hypothetical. The coding region runs from base 1 to 243 and encodes 80 amino acids. Gene Ontology annotation, cellular component: spliceosomal complex. NCBI's taxonomy places the organism in Eukaryota, Haptophyta, Isochrysidales, Noelaerhabdaceae. Gene Ontology annotation, biological process: mRNA splicing, via spliceosome. The transcript has 2 exons. The record is from RefSeq and is a predicted model, not a curated record.
AUGCUGCCGCCGAUGAUUCUGCCGCGCGCGACGCAGCCAGCGGAGCCCGAGGAUGAGCCGGCGGGCCCUUCGGCGCCGCAGCGCGCUGCACGUGCUCCCGCGCAGGGCAAGCGCAAGGGGUGGGUGCCGAGGUCGCAGGCUGACUUUUGCGACGGCGGCGCGUACCCGGAGAUCCACGUCGCUCAAUUCCCGCUGGAAAAUGGGGCCCAAGGGCAAGGCCGCAAUCCCCAGCCCCAACGGUAA